AUGAAGCUCAAGCAAAGAGCAGAAGCGGCGGAACAACGUCAAAGGUUGGAGAAUCCUACCGACCACAGUCAAGCUUCGCCCCAAAGACGGCAGGAUCUCCAGCGCCGCGAGUCUGCGAGGCAUCCCCUUGAGGAAGCCUCCUCAGGUCCAUCGGACCCAGUCUCAUAUUUGCGUAACAACAACAUAAUCCGAAAUCGAGGCAUUGACCGCGCCCAAGGCCGAAUCUCGUCAGAUUCGAUCAGCGGUGCAGGUACCGUCACCCAACCCGAUAGACCCUCCAUUCACGGUCGUUCACCACUAGUCCUAGAGCUCGACGAGAAUAGGAUUUCGAAAAAGGACUUUCCUUCGAAGGCCCCUUCUGCGGGGAGAUCAGAGAAGACGCAAUCAUGGUCUCUCCAACCUUGUCAUGAAAGCGCCCCAGAUUUUGAAGAGCCAAACCCCGAUGACUUUUACGGAGACUCGUCCACCCUUUCUUUCAUGCAGGCUGUUCAAACAACCAUAAUCUCGAACUCUUCUCCGGAUUCAGUAUCGCCAGAAUCAAAUUAUCGAAGUGGAACAAAGCCACGCCCAGCCAGAGCAGUCUCAUUUAGGUUUGGGGUGGAGAAUUGCUUGCCUCAGAGAUCGCUUGCUGACGAUUUGGUAAACUCUUACUUUCGCUACGUCCAUAUUCUGUACCCGUUCUUGCACCGGCCCUCAUUCGAGGCCCAGUAUGAACGUACGUGGGUCUCAGGAGAGCAACAAGACGAUCAGUGGCUUGCUAUGUUGAACGUCAUCUUCGCUCUUGGGAUUCAUUUCGCCUAUGGACAGGAAGAUAAAUCCGCGGCGAGUGAUCGGUUCUUUGGUUAUGCGCAGAAACUCGUGUCGAUGGAACAGUUUGCUCACGCAAAUCUGCAAACGUUACAGCUCCUUUUGCUCAGCGGCCUCUAUUACCAGUCCACCAGUCGACCAAAUCAGACAUGGAACGUGAUAGGGUUAGCAAUAAGGAUUGCCACUACCAUUGGUGCUCACGUCGAUCCCAUGCCGUCUCAAUAUAAUCCCUUGCAGAUUGAAGUACGAAGGAGAUGCUGGUAUGGGUGUAUUGUACUGGAUUCAGUUUUAGCCCUUAACUUCGGACGUCCUACUGCCAUUCCAAGCACAUUUGGCGUCUCGCUGCCUUCAGAUCUUGACGAUGAGUAUAUCACCGAAGAAGGCUACCUUGAACAACCAGGACAUGUUCGGCCCAAGGCCACGGUCUUCACCAAGUCGGUGGCGUUCUGUUCCAUCAUGAAAGAUGUACUAUACACCCUGUACUCGCCUCUCAACGGUUCUGGCCAUCGACAUAGCGGCAAGGUAUUUCAGCCUCCCGAGUUCAAAGAUGCUGUCAGUCUAGACAAGAGCUUGGUUGAGUGGUUUCGAGGGCUCCCAGAGUACUUGAAAGUAGGAGCCUUGGACGAGAUGGAAGAAUUCCGGCGGACCAGAAAUAUCCUCCUCGCUAGAUUUCUGAACCUAAGAGUUCUGAUACAUCGACCAUUCGCUUCUCUUUGGCAGCAGUCCUCUGUCAUCUCUGAGCCGGUGUACCUCGCUUCUCUUGACAACUCCCUUCAUUCCAUGUGCGUCACAGUGUGCAAGUCAGCUGCUAUACAGCUGGUGAAUGUCAUCAGCAACAAUUAUUAUCAAGGGCUGUCAAGCGCUUGGUGGACAGAUAUGACCUAUCUAUUUACUGCAGCAACAGUUCUGCUGGCCAUAGAGUACGAAUGCGAGGACCCAGAAGAGAGCGAUGUAACCGAAAGGGCCUUUGAACAAGCUCUUAUAAUUCUGGGUGAGAUGCAGGGGCGCUCUUCUAUGGCAUCAUCAUAUGUCACCAUGUUGAAGAAGGCGAAAGAAGCCCAAGACUCCGCACAGAUAGCCCCGAUAGCCCCGACCUCAUCGCCAAGAACGCGAUCAAACAAUGCAGCACCCAGAAAUUCUGGUUCCGCCUCUGAGAUCGCGUCUAAUGGGAUCAACUUGGACGAAUUUUUGAAAGACGACGCCCGAGCCGACGCACCUUUCCCGUCGUGGAACAUGCAAGACUUUUUCCUGGUGCCUUGGGAUAUGAUGAUGGUAGACAAUCCCAUGCCCACAUUCCAAUCAUGA
This is a messenger RNA of Cladophialophora bantiana CBS 173.52, 2112 nucleotides long. RefSeq lists its product as uncharacterized. The transcript has 4 exons. Gene Ontology annotation, biological process: DNA-templated transcription; positive regulation of transcription from RNA polymerase II promoter by galactose. Bases 1 to 2112 code for a protein of 703 amino acids. Lineage: Eukaryota; Fungi; Ascomycota; Eurotiomycetes; Chaetothyriales; Herpotrichiellaceae. Gene Ontology annotation, cellular component: nucleus. Gene Ontology annotation, molecular function: DNA-binding transcription factor activity, RNA polymerase II-specific; RNA polymerase II cis-regulatory region sequence-specific DNA binding; zinc ion binding. The record is from RefSeq and is a predicted model, not a curated record.